Molecule: messenger RNA, 1192 nt
Organism: Myzus persicae (green peach aphid)
Lineage: Eukaryota; Metazoa; Arthropoda; Insecta; Hemiptera; Aphididae
Product: protein ALP1-like
Exons: 2
Coding region: 210-1148 (312 amino acids)
Source: RefSeq, a predicted model, not a curated record
AUCUUUUCUUCCGGAACCACUUGGUGGUUUUUGUCUCCUUACAAACACUGUACGAAGGUUCCUCCAUUUUUCUUUGCAGUUUUCCGCUAUAAGGAAUUUAUAUGGUAAUUAAUAUUUAUAUCAUAAUAAUUAGAGCUCUAAAAUGUCAUGAAAUUAAUUUUACAAUGAAUAAUAAUAGUAUUUAUACAAAUCAUAAUAUUUAAAAAAAAAUGAUUUUCAGAUAUUUGGCUACAGGUUGCAAUUUUAGUGCCUUGGCAUUUUAUUUUGCGAGAGGUAAUAACACUGUCAGUAAAAUCGUUGCUGACACAACAAGAAAUAUAUGGGAAUGUUUAAAAGAUCUAUAUAUGCCAGUACCAACUGCUGAAAAAUGGAAAACAAUAGCUGACAGAUUUCAAGAUCUGUGGAAUCUCCCAAACUGUAUAGGUGCUAUAGAUGGGAAGCACAUCAGAAUACAAAAGAUUCCAAAAUCUGGUUCAUCUAAUUUUAACUAUAAAUCGUACCACUCGCUGGUACUUAUGGCGAGUUGUGAUGCAGAUGGUAUAUUUACAACAAUUGAUGUUGGUCAGGCAGGGAGAAAUAGUGACGGUGAAGUUUUUAGAGCUUGUCGUUUAGGCCGAUGGUUAGAUAUAAAUGGUCUUGAUAUACCAACAGGCAUCAAAUUACCUCACGACCAAGGGGAUAUACAAAUGUUUCCAUACUAUUUUGUCGCGGAUGAAGCAUUUCCUCUUAAGUCCUAUUUGAUGAGGCCUUAUCCAAGAAGAGUACUUGAUAACAAAAAGAGAAUUUUUAAUUAUAGAUUAAGUAGAGGAAGAAAAACAAUCGAAUGUGCUUUUGGGAUGAUGGCUAGUAAAUUUAAGGUACUAAGUACACCAAUUUUAUGUGUAAAUGAAGAAACAAUAAGCAGUAUUAUACGAUGUAUGUGUGUAUUACAUAAUUUUAUUCGGAUUAGAGAAGGUAGAGCUUAUCAACCGCAGUACCAUAAGGAAACUGAAAUGAAUAUGAAUAUUGGAAUGAAUUUGGAAUUAGAAAAUGAAAACAACAAUUUACCAACCAGAAAUUCGGCAUCCGGACUUAGAGAUUAUCUGUCUAACUACUUCAUACAACCACAAUCUGCAUUACCUUGGCAAUGGAAUUAUUGUACAUCGUAAAAUAAUAGUAUUUAUCUUAUAUAAUAUUUUUUUUUUUAUAAUAA